AUGUCAUUAUCGUUUGCUCAAACAUAUAUACUAGCUAGUAAAGUAAGAACAAAACUUACCAAAGAAGCUGCUUCUUCCAAGUCUUCGUUGAGGAAUUUAGUGAUACAGGCUAACAUGUUGGAUAAUUUAAUGGACUAUAUCUCCGAGGAAACUGAAAAACGAAGUCAAAGAGGAAAAGAAGAUAAAAGUGCAAGUACUAGCUGUAGUAGCAAAAGCGGCAACGGUGAUGCUACGGAGGUGCUGUAUAAUAAUAUUGCUACUAGCAAUUUGGCAACACAGCAAAAUAACACUUUAGUUACAGAAUACGAAAUUGACUCAGAUUCAGAGGAUGAAGGGGACGAAAAUUACCUAUAUGAAUGCGAAUAUGAAUACGAUGAUGAUAAGGAGGAGGAGGAGGAGGAGGAGGAGGAAGAAGAAGAAAAUUUUACUAUGGAUGAAAUCAAUCAGUUAAACGGGGCUUUAAUUGAAUGUCAAACACCGAUAAAUUAUACACAUAUCCCACACAUCACUAUCAAACUGAAGAAACUGGACAAUGAUGAUAGUGACAGUGAUAACGAUGAGGAAACAGAGACCGACUCUUCAAAUUAUUCCACCUCAGAUGAUGAUUCAGAUGAUUAUUAUAUUUACUCAGAUUCUGAAGAUGAAACAAACACCACCAUCCCAUUGAUAAGAACGACAUCAAAUGCAACAAUGGAGGAAAAAAUACCGAGGACAUUGAACAUCACUCAAACAUCCUCUUCAUAUAAUCAUUUACCAUUUCCAUCUUUACACAUGCUGCUACCACUUGGCUCAAUUUUAGAGGAAGAGGAGGAGGAAGAAGAAGAGGAGGAGAAGGAGAAGGAGAAGAAGAAGAAAGAAGAAGAAAAAGAAGAGGAAAAUGAUGACGAAGCAAGUUUAUUUUCAGAUGAGUAUGAUACUGAUAAUACAAAUGAGGAAGAAGAUAUUGAUGAGCAGAUGCCCGAGUUGUCUCAUACUCAUUCUCUUACAGAUGAUGAUGAAGUUGACACAUUAUUUGAUCAUCAUUUGGUGACUCCUUUUUCUGAGUCAAGGGAUUUACAUAAUAGGCACAUGAUGAUAAAGCCUGAUCAUUAUGAGCAAAACCAGCAACGUCAACAUCACCAACACAAACAGCACCAUCAUAAAAAGCACCGUCGCAAGCAGCAGCAGCAGCAGCACCACCACCACCACCACCAUCACCUACUACAGGAUAAUAACAGCAGAGAUUUAACAAUACCAAAUCAUUAUCGGGACCUAGAAGUAGAAGGCUUAUUCAAACAUGACAAUGUCACUAUUGAACAAAUUUACUAG
Molecule: messenger RNA, 1308 nt
Organism: Lodderomyces oxycetoniae
Lineage: Eukaryota; Fungi; Ascomycota; Pichiomycetes; Serinales; Debaryomycetaceae
Exons: 1
Coding region: 1-1308 (435 amino acids)
Source: RefSeq, a predicted model, not a curated record